Messenger RNA from Sclerotinia trifoliorum, 2323 nucleotides. NCBI's taxonomy places the organism in Eukaryota, Fungi, Ascomycota, Leotiomycetes, Helotiales, Sclerotiniaceae. The record is from the annotation of a GenBank genome assembly.
CUAUAGUUGGUCGUUUUUCGCCACCAUUGAAUUGUAGCUUCGGGGCUGGUGAAAUCGCAUGAAUUAAUCGACUGGCUUGGAUGCGCGCGAAGGCAUUUGGGCUAAGGUUGCCCGUUGAUCGAUCAUAGAUCAAUUGAUUCAUACAUUUGAUGUCGCGUAUAUGUACGAAAAGAUCAAAUUCAAGUACCAGGUAAGUGGUGAUGAUUUACUUCAAUGCCAGUAGAUCAUUGAAAAGCAAUGCUUGUUCUGGAGUGACUUAUCAAUUACGCGUGGUUGUCACACCUAAGCUAAAUUUCUCCAACGCUCCAGCCAGAUUCAACUUUUACGAUUGUUGUUUUCUUUUACAUUCCAGACAACAAUCUUAGAAUAGUGACGGAGACUAUGACAUCCAAAGCAUUUUCACAGAACACAUUUAUCAACCCAGAUAUUGAAGAAAAAUCAAUAGUGGGAGAAAAGGUUUCACGAUUAAGAAAACCUUCCGUUUACGAUGCUGUUGCAGGUAACACCCACAUGCACAACGUCCCUCGGGAGAUAAAAAAGUUACGUUACUGAUAUGUUUCUCAGGUCGGAUUUCCGCAGCAGGUUUCAUUCCUAGGAGUGUGAUUGUUUCUACAAAUCGGGAUACUACAUCAUCCUCUUUAAGUGCUGUGCCUCCCGAAGCUGUAUUGUUUCGGAGCAAGAAUGCACCAACCAGAUAUGCCGAAUCGGACAUCUACUUUGCAAAUGAACGAGACUCACCGAAGGGAUUACCCGACUCCGAUCUAUUAAAAUCACUUCACACCUAUGCUUCAGAUUUCUAUUUUCGUGCAACUGCAGAAGGGGGCUCUAUAGAUUGGCGCAGUAUGGACGAGACGGCAUUGAUAGGACUGGGUAUUUUGAUGGAAGAAGCGUCCCGGGAAAUCCUGGGGGAAACGGGCGACUUAACAUUUACGGAAGGGGAAGAAUCUAAUAUCAAUAUUCCUGGGCGCCGUCGACGUACUCGAACAAGAAGCGUUGAGGCCAGCAGACACGCCAAAAGGAGACGCAUCCUUGACGAUCGUGUCAAUGGAACAGGCUGAAAUAGGGCAUACGUAGUUUUUAAGACAGCCACGACCAUUGCGUUAGACUAUGAUUUGGGCCGAGUAGAGGUUACGGUUACAUCGGGAUUAGACGAGCUAUUCCGAAACGCCAUCAACACGUCAAGGGUUCAAAAGAGUAACUUGACCAGUCAUGAUAAUACAACAGAGAACGAGCUCGUUAUCACGCAGCCCAAAUAGACGAUUAAGGAGAUAUACGAGUAGGGAUUGAGACAGACAAGGGCGAUGGCGUUAUCAAUCUUCCAUUCGAGGUAGUGGACCCAGCCGAAUAUACAUGUAUAUCGGUACUUUCGGCACUUAAUGAAGAUGAUGUUUCGCCGUAGCUUCCCGAUUCAUUGGAACGUUCAAAGCUGAUGGUGUACACCGAAUCAAACGUUGUGCGACAUGGUCAAAUAUCAAAAUUGACCCUCACGUUCUCAUUUGACACAUCUGAGUAAGCUCGCAUGCUUGUGUUACACCGACAUUUGCGCUUACUCUGAUAACUCAGGAUAGCUAAGGAUAACUAUCCUUCUCAAGAUAAACGAAUACCAUUAAUCCUAGAACAUUAGCUCGGAUCAAGCUGCGAAUGGAAGAUUGGGUGAACAAGAUGAUCAGGGCUAAGCAGAUGAAGGCGCCGCCUGACACGUGGAAAAGGGUCCGUCCGGAGUACAAAGGACAAGGUGGACAAGGUGGACCUGGUUAACCUUGGCCUUAACAUUUAUCGUUUCAUGAAUGAUUACCGUGUAUUUUCGCAACGGCACGUGCGGAUAUGGCUUCUUGUUUUGGAGGGGUUGAAGGUUCAUCAGUUUCUUAUCUAUCAAAAUAUCGUAUGUAUAUCCGGUACAUAUCCGAGCAAUUUUGAGUCUUUCACCAAAUUACGGAGUACGGAGGCAUGUUUCGGAUGUUUUUCGGAUGUCACUGGUUACCUAUAUGCGAUAGCAUCAACCAACAGUUUGUCUAAAUGUAAGGUUAUACCGGCAUGUAUCGAAGAUUCGUUUCUGUGAAACAAUCGAAAUGAUGCAGAUCUAUCUUUUGAGAUUUAUUGGCCUUUGAGAUUCCUAAAUUCGUGGCAACGUAUGGUUAAAAAGCAAUCAACGAGUAAGAAGAAGAUUUGUGCAUAUUGAGUAUUAACCUCCGAAAGCUUCUAUUGGUCACAUCGGAAGAUUUAUCAUCUGCCAUGGAAAAUCGAGUACCGGUCCUGGAAGCAAGUCACCAACCAUCUGCAACCAUGAGCAACAUGAACUUACUUGGUACAUUGGAACAUUAUG